Messenger RNA from Coniosporium apollinis CBS 100218, 318 nucleotides. RefSeq lists its product as uncharacterized. The coding region runs from base 1 to 318 and encodes 105 amino acids. Gene Ontology annotation, cellular component: mitochondrion. Lineage: Eukaryota; Fungi; Ascomycota; Dothideomycetes. The transcript has 5 exons. The record is from RefSeq and is a predicted model, not a curated record.
AUGCGCCAGCGUCACAUCCUCCUUGCCAGGAGCUAUGCCACGAUAGCCUCGAGGCGGAGCCUCCAGGCCAAAGGCCCCCUGCUUGGCUUGGAUCACUUCUUGCAGAGACAGCGCACGCUCUCGCUAUGGAGACAGAUAGUCCGAGCAAUCAACAAGAUUCCCCCAUCGUCUACCAAGGAAGAGAUGCGCCAGUAUGCUAGGGAAGGGUUUGAGCGCAAUCGAAACGUGACGGACCUGACUCACAUCAGAUACUUGGUCUCCACUGGAAAGGUUGAGUUCGACUCCAUGAAGAGGUAUAUCGAGGAGCAGGCUCAAUGA